CGCCUUUUAGGGCCUGUGGCCGGUCCCCGCGGCGGGAGGGCAGGGCCGGGCCGGGUCCAGGGGCCGCUUUUAUCCGCCAAUCGCGCCCUUCCCUUCCCGGACGGGGCCCGGUCCCCACGUCCUUGGCAUCCACCCGUGCGUGCAGGCCGGCUCCGUGUCCGACUGGGCUGGGGGGCCCCGACCGGCGACAUGGUCAUCAGGGUCUUCGUGGCCACGUCCUCCGGCUCCAUCGCGAUCAGGAAGAAGCAGCAGGAGGUCGUGGGCUUUCUGGAAGCCAAUAAGAUCGACUUCAAGGAACUGGACAUCGCUGGUGACGAAGACAACAGGAAAUGGAUGAGAGAGAACGUGCCAGGGGAGAAGAAGCCCCAGAAUGGGAUCCCGCUGCCGCCCCAGAUCUUCAAUGAGGAGCAGUACUGUGGGGAUUUUGACUCUUUCUUCUGUGCAAAAGAAGAGAACAUUAUUUUCUCCUUCCUGGGGUUGGCCCCCCCUCCAGGCUCAAAGGUGUCAGAAUCCCAGGAGGAAGCAGCUGACCUGCCCAACGGCGAUGCCACAGAAGAGACACAGGGUUCAACGGAGGGAACAGAGAAUGUGGAAGAAAGUGAAGAAAAGGAGGCAGAAAAAGAGGAUAAAGAAGACGCAGAUGACCUAGCAGAAUCCCAAGAGGAGAAAACAGAGGAAGUCACCGAGGAGGGAGCCGAGGGGGAAACUGAGGCUGGGGAUGAGGAUCCGGAAGCAGCAGAGGAAGGUGAAGAGGAGGAAGAUUCUUAGCCGAAUGCAAGCUCCAUGUCCUGCUCUUUCCAGAGACCUAGGACCCGAGGUACUGACCAUGGUCUCCCCUGUUUCAAAACAAACUCAACAGAGUGCUUGGACUGGAAGCUGGCACCUCUUUUUCUGUACAUCCGAGGGUUCCCCAAGCAGAGGCAGCUGCCGCCGAGGGUCAUCCUUCUUUGCAGGAUCCUUCAGCCCCAAGGAGAAAGUUGUGACAAGGCACUACAUGACAUGCCCUGACUUUGGUCUCUGCUUUGAAUUUCUGUGCGUGUGUGCUUUGCCGCAGACCUUCUGAUGAAUACCCUGAAAUCACAGUUUAAAAAAAUAGAGCUCCUGUGAUGUAACAAGUAUCUUUCCCCCUUUCUCUUAAUGUGCCUUCAUUUACUUGUCUCCAAAUGAAUAAUUUGAAAAGGGAGAAUUUUCCAGAAUCUGAAUCCCCAAAUAAAGAUCAGUAGCUAAUGU
Molecule: messenger RNA, 1230 nt
Organism: Suncus etruscus (white-toothed pygmy shrew)
Lineage: Eukaryota; Metazoa; Chordata; Mammalia; Eulipotyphla; Soricidae
Gene: SH3BGR
Product: SH3 domain binding glutamate rich protein
Exons: 7
Coding region: 190-768 (192 amino acids)
Cellular component (GO): cytoplasm
Source: RefSeq, a predicted model, not a curated record